Didymodactylos carnosus is the source of this 528-nucleotide messenger RNA. NCBI's taxonomy places the organism in Eukaryota, Metazoa, Rotifera, Eurotatoria, Philodinida, Philodinidae. The record is from the annotation of a GenBank genome assembly.
AUGUUGAACAAAGUUCUUAGAGUAUGGGAUAUUAAAACAUUGAUGAAACUUGGUUUUUUUAUUACGGAUUUAUAUUCUCAAUUAAAUGAUCCACACAGUGAGCAGCGUGCAGUACUUGCCAAAACAAGAACAUUGUAUCGCGAUCAAGUAAUGUCCAAAGCUGAAUUAAAGCAUAUCAAAGCAGGACAGUUUUUAUCGUUCAAUAGUUUUCUUUCAUCUACAGAUGAUCGACAAUUAGCAUUCAAAUAUCUUACAAAAACUAUUUAUGAUGCUCCUUGUACAGAAUCUGAUUUGAAACAAGUAUUGUUUAUCGUUAAUAUUGAUCUUAACGAUAAAAAAGUUAUACCCUUUGUUGAUUCCUUUCCUGAUAUUCUUUUCCUUGAUGUUUUAUGUUAUUUGCCAUACCCAGACAACUCUUGUCGGAGACUUAUUGGUUGUUUAAAGAAUGAUUAUAAAGACAAGAAGUUAGAAUUAAAAGUUUUCGACAAAUUUGAACGUGACUAUAAAACAGAGAAAGCUGUUUGGUAG